Messenger RNA from Morone saxatilis (striped sea-bass), 1172 nucleotides. It is a transcript of the gene rcan3, whose product is annotated as regulator of calcineurin 3. NCBI's taxonomy places the organism in Eukaryota, Metazoa, Chordata, Actinopteri, Moronidae. Gene Ontology annotation, cellular component: nucleus; cytoplasm. Gene Ontology annotation, molecular function: nucleic acid binding; calcium-dependent protein serine/threonine phosphatase regulator activity. The record is from RefSeq and is a predicted model, not a curated record. The transcript has 5 exons. Gene Ontology annotation, biological process: calcium-mediated signaling. Bases 164 to 874 code for a protein of 236 amino acids.
UAAUAACAAACACCGACGUAUCUGACAGCAGCCUUCAAAAACACACCAGCUUCAGACUGUUUGAUUAAACAAAGUCACCUGUAAAUACCUCGCAAUGGGUCGUUUGUGCCGCUGUCACUGACAGUAGCGAGUUCCCAACCUGCCUGUCUAAAAAGGCUUCAGCAUGCUGCGAGAGAGCUCCAAGGCGUGGAGCAAUGGCUCGGAGGCCUACAGCAGCGACCCUGAGGAGGACGAGGAGGAGGAAGAGGACAUGGUGUUUGGGGAGACAGAUCAGGACGGCGUGGCGGAGGAAAUGAUGGAUCUGAGCGACCUCCCCACGGCCCUCUUUGCAUGCAGCGUCCAUGAAGCCGUGUUUGAAGAGGACGUACACAGGGAGAGGUUCGAGGCGUUGUUUAGGAUCUACGAUGAACAGACAACUUUCCAGAUGUUCAAAAGCUUCCGGAGAGUCCGGAUCAACUUCAGCACCCCAGAGGUCGCCGCCCGAGCUCGCAUUGAGCUGCACGAGUCCGAGUUCAACGGCAAGAAGCUCAAACUCUACUUUGCUCAAAUCCAGAAUGGCGACGAGGACAUUGACAAGUCGUACCUGGCCCCUCCCCAGCCCGUCAAACAGUUUCUGAUCUCGCCGCCUGCCUCGCCACCCGUGGGCUGGAGCCAGAGCGAAGACGCCACGCCUGUCAUCAACUACGACCUGCUGUGUGCAGUAGCCAAGCUAGGACCUGGCGAAAAGUACGAGCUCCACGCGGGGACAGAGUCCACCCCCAGCGUGGUCGUCCACGUGUGUGAGAGCGAGACUGAGGAGGACGAGGCGGCGCGGCCAAAGCAGCAGAUCGUCCAGACCAGACGUCCCGAGGGACCCCCCAAAGUCUUCAACUAGAGAGGCCUCCCCCCUGACACCGGCGCGGACCCCGACCGCCCCUUAAAACCCGCAACACACCUGCCCUCUCUCUCUCGUCUCUGCACUCACAGAGAGCGUCGAUGCCCCUCAUUUCAGUUCAACUACAAGCAAAAACAAACCAACAAACAUUGCUCAAAGACGGUGUUUGUGGGGAGCGUGGCGAUGGAAUGAGGCGGCUUGAAGGGGAUGGAUGAGAAUCACACACACACUCAUCACAUUCUGCGGACAGCGUGGGGAGCGGCGGGCAUGCUUUGCCUCCAACCCCACCCACCCCCCC